This is a messenger RNA of Lepus europaeus (European hare), 966 nucleotides long. RefSeq names its product protein FAM170A-like. Gene Ontology annotation, cellular component: nucleus. The coding region runs from base 1 to 966 and encodes 321 amino acids. Lineage: Eukaryota; Metazoa; Chordata; Mammalia; Lagomorpha; Leporidae. The record is from RefSeq and is a predicted model, not a curated record. Gene Ontology annotation, biological process: fertilization. The transcript has 4 exons.
AUGAAGCGGACUGAGAAAAGAAAACAUCUGGAAAGCAUGGACUCCCCACAAGCUGCAAAGAAACCAACAAACUUACACAAGUGGGAUCUACAACCUGAGUACUCUUUGGAGGCCAAGACCAUGGUCCAUGAGGCAAAAGAAUUGUCUGAUGAACUGGAGUACUAUAGCUGCCACUCCACUUUGCUCUUGUCCACCUGUGCUAGCAAGGAGGCAGGACAGACAAAGCUGGGCAGAUCAGGGCCCUGGGAGAAAUUCCAGACUUCUGAAGAAGAUUCAGCUGAGCCAUAUACAGUGGUCCCAGACUGUGGUCAGGCAUCAAAAAUAUAUCGAACACAGCAGGAAGAUCUCUGUGUUCAACCUUUUGAGAUGCUUUUACCCCAGGAAGAGGAACAACCGCAUACUUUCACCACCUGUCAUCUCUGUUUUCAUGUCCAUUUAGCCAAUGAGCCCUGUACACCUGUGACACAUAAGAGCAAGGAACAGAUCAUGAAAGUUUACUACAUGCGUGUUCAAAGGCAAGAAUUGAUGGAUGCCAUACGUCACAUGGAGGAAACAUUGGUGUUGUCCAGGGAGAACUCAAGAGUAGAAGAACUGACCUUUUCUGGGGAGGUCCCUUCAGAACCCAGACUCACUUCUGUGCCUACAGAGGAGCUCCUAACUGAGAGUAAUUCCAGCUUGGACACAGAAGCCCAAGAGGAAGAUUUGGAGGAUGACAACCCAACAGAGCCUCCAGCCCUGGAGGACAGACCCAGGGAGAAGAUAUAUGAGAGGCUGGUGUACCCCGAAGGUGGCUUUAAAUGCAUGGCCUGCUGCAGAGUCUUCCCCAGCCUGGAGGUCCUGAAGGAGCAUGUGCAGUAUGGGGUCAGGGAAGGCUUUAGCUGCUACAAUUUUCAUCUUGCUUAUGCCUCGAUGAAGUCCAAAGAUCAUAAAAGAGCAGAUGAAGAGGAAGAGAAAGAAGAAAAUUGA